Molecule: messenger RNA, 2928 nt
Organism: Linepithema humile (Argentine ant)
Lineage: Eukaryota; Metazoa; Arthropoda; Insecta; Hymenoptera; Formicidae
Gene: Cp110
Product: Centriolar coiled coil protein 110kDa
Biological process (GO): centriole replication; negative regulation of centriole elongation; regulation of cytokinesis
Cellular component (GO): centriole
Molecular function (GO): protein binding
Source: RefSeq, a predicted model, not a curated record
UCCUUAGUGAUGCUACUGAGCAUUUAAAUGAUAAGAGAAGUGAUAAGUGGGAAGCUUUACGUGCGAAGAGAUAUUUGAAAAGUUGAGAGCUGUGGAAAGUGAGAAACGGUUCAGUGAUAAUUAGAUCCGUCGCGUGUGGGAAUAAUUGAUAGAUUGAAGCAAAGUGCAUUCUUAAGAUUAAAAUAAAAUAUGCAGCAGGAAUUUUAUACUUCGUGUAUCAAAAUAAACGGGAUGCCUCUUCUUCCUCCACUAAUGACUGAUAGCGUUAAAGAAGAAAUGAAACGUUAUAAAUCUCUGGCAGUUAAAGUAGAAGAAAAGUUGAAAGAUAGACAAGUGAAAGGCUCUAUUAGGGAUAAAUGCGUACAAGCUGACAUGAUGGAAUCCACAGACACAUUGAAAAGUAUCAGGUACAGUUCCGACAGUGAUUUAUCCAAUUAUAAUACUACAAGUGACACCAAUAAUAGUGAUACAUAUUCCAAGUUGACUAUUGUUGAACCAACAACAAUAAGGCAGAACACUGGAGAGCCAGCAGAAGAGCAUGAUAUCGAAACCCCCACGUCAGACAUACAACAAUCACAGUCUCAAGUUCUUUUAGCAAAUAAAACUGUCGAUGAAUCAAAACCUACAACUCCAAGCACUGAUCAAAAUGUUAGCGCCAUAGAAGUAGCAUCAAAUAAAAACGCAGUAUCGUCAGAAAAUUGGAAACCUGAAGUGCCCAGGACACUGGACAUAGUUCCGAUAACAUUAAGUGAUCAAGAAGAAGUCACAACGGUUUCCAAGGAAAAUGAAAGUCUGCCUAAGUUAUCCCGUCAAGGUUCUUACAUCCUGGACACACCUAGCCCUAUUUUGCUCGCUCACAUGCAUACGGAAUUGACCGAUGAAAAUUAUACUCCUACACCUACCACUGCAAUAUCACAACGAAAAAAAUGGAACAUUGCGCAGCCUAAAGUGGAGUGGGAAAAUAAGCAAUUUGUAGCAGAGGACACAGAAGCAUCAAAUAAAUUAGAAUGUAAAGCGGAAGAAUCGACUUCUCAGCACACAAAAUCGGAUACUUUAACAGAGUCAUAUCAAGCAAUUAAUUCUGCCAGUUGUGCGGAAGCAGUGAUUUCUGAGCAACGUGCUGACACCACGCCAAUCAAGCAUAAUUAUGUAUCUAAUAUCGAUUUUACGAAGCAAAGUUCGUUAGAAAAAUCAAAUAGAGAUAGUGACACUAGUGUGUCGAAUGUUGCAAAUAAGUCGCAGGAGUCUACCGAGGAUGUAAAUAAUUCCAAAAAGCAAUUGUCUCAUGUAGAUGAAAACAAGUGUCAUGAUAAAGUAGAAGAUACUAAAAAACAUAAAGAUACAAGUGUCAAAACGAAGCCGUCUAUUACACCUGAGAAGCUCUUAAUAGUCUACAAAGAAAUCGAAGAAAUGCACAGAAAGCAAAUGAUGGAGCUGAUAAAUCGUCAGCGAAGAGAACAAUCGCUACUACAAGCGGAAUUUCAGAAACAACAAAUGCUUUUAUUAGCCGAAAUACGAAAGUAUUCAGUUUCCGGAGUGUCGCAUCCAGUCGUAUCGAGUCAGCCAAAGCAGUCGUUGCCAAGCAAGGAGGUGAAACUGGGAGACAACGUUAGCGAAAUGAAACAACAAAGAAACAUCAACUCCCCGGGCAAUUAUCGCGCGGGAGCGCAUUGUAAAUUACCGUCGGCGAACGUUAUCGUAUGCCCCCUGGAUUACAUUUCUUCCAAAAAUUUGUAUAUGCUGAAACACAAAUCCCCUCCUUUCAUCAUGAACACCUCUCCCACCGCUCUCGACCUGGACUUUGCGAGAAAGAUAGAUUUAUGCAACAUUACAUAUACUAAUAACAAUAAUAACGAUAACGAUAAUGAUCACAAUAGCAAUUACAAAUCGCACGAUCGUACUGUAUACAAGAGUUCAUCUGUCAGUCGGCAAUUAUUUCCCCUGGAAAGUAACACCACACACGUGCCGGUAUUGGACACUUCAGCAUAUCACGACAAACACAUACGGGCGGUAAAUAUCAUCAAUGCUUACACGCGAGGUUAUUUAGUGCGCAGAUUAAUGCGGACCGAACGUGUAAUCACAUUGAAAAGGGUGUACAAAGAGGCGUUGCAGUGUAUGCUCAAGUUGCACGUUGAUGCGCCUUUAAACUUGGCGGAAGUGGACUUCCUUCAUCGUCUCCAGUUACAAUGUGACGCAGCGUCUAUGAAUAUAGUGGAAUUGUUUGCCCAGUCGCCGUCAAAGAGAAUGCAAGCGAUCAUGCAGGAUCGCGAACUCCAGCAGUCUCGAGCGGAACGGCCGACGUCGGCUCGAUCGUAUUCGUUCGCCACUCAAAAGACUUUAGCCAGGAAAAAUCUGAGAGAAUUCGAAUCCACAAUGACAAAGUAUCAGCGACCGUUGGCCGUUAAGAGGGGCAUCGUCAGAUCCAGAUGUCAAACGUGGACCUCGGAUAUGAGAGACAAACUUAUGUCACCGAGCGCAUUGCAUCAAGGUAUUAGAAGAAGUACCAGCACCGGAGCCGUUCGGAAGCCGUGGCGAUGACGAGACAGAGUGCCUUACGACGUUGAUUAAGCGACACACCAAUUUCAAUCCUUCAAAGCGUGCGGAGUUGCGCGCAGCUCUCGUACCGAAUUAUAUUACUUGGAGCGUUAGCGGUUUCUGCCUUCAAGAAGCGGACUAGUGCCUGAUUUUCCGACGAAUUUAUUUUAUAUUAUUGUUAUUUCUCGACUGACGUAAUAUUUAUCUGUGAUACGUGUAUAUCCAACACACAGCUUCCUGUUUUAUAUUUAUUAAACAAAGGAUUCAGACAAGAAUUCCGUUGUAUAUCCGAGAAUGAAAUAUGCCAAAUGUAACAAAUCGAUUUUAUCGUCGGAAAAUUUAUCGUGUAAAGAAGAAUCUUCCGUAAUAAAGUAUGCUUUAAGUUAAAUUCUA